CUCUCUUCGAUUUCAUGGAAGCACAAUGAUACUCUGCAAAAUGAAAAUUCAAAUAGAGAUUCUUCUACUUCUUCUUCUACUCAUCAUCUUCCCUAGAAUAAUAUCUGCGAAAUCAGUAAUCGAACCUUGUAAUUCCUCAGAUUCUUGUAAUGCUCUUCUCUCUUAUCUCCUUCCUUGGGAUUCCAAGCUCUCUGAGAUUGCCUCAAGGUUCCAAGUGAAUGUAAAUGACAUUCUAGCCUCCAAUUCACUAGACCCAUCAAUUUCUUUCCCAGAAAACCAAAUUCUUCCCUCCGAUUCUCUACUCAAAAUACCAAUUCCAUGCCCAUGUGUGGAUGGAAUUCGAAGAUCUGUUUCAACAAACUACACUGUUCGAGCAGCUGACACUUUAGAUUCUAUAUCAGCUGGGUAUGCUAGGCUUGUUAGUGCAGAGCAGAUCAAGAUUAUUAAUGGAAUUGAUGACAAACAUCAGCUAAUGAAUGGCAUGAGCAUUGUAAUUCCAUUGCCAUGUACAUGCUUCAACAACAGCAGUAAUGGCAUUACUGUUGUCUACAUGUCUUAUGUGGUGCAGGAAGGAGAGAGCUUGAGCAGCAUUGGAGCUACAUAUAGUGCCACUGUUACAGAAUUGGAAGCUGUUAAUGGGCUUUCACAAACAGUAAUUGAUCCCGGAGAUGUACUAGCUGUUCCAAUCCCAGCAUGCUCAUCUGCUAAUCUGGAUUGGUAUAAUGAGAGUUUAAUUGUGCCAAAUGGUUCUUAUGCUCUAACUGCCAACAAUUGCAUCAAGUGUGGAUGUGGAAUGAAUGAUCUAGAUCUCCGAUGUUCUCCAUCCGGUAUCGGAACCUCUUGCUCCCAUCUACAGUGCAAAGCGACCAAUCUCUUCAUUGGUGACAUACAUAUGGACCGAACGCCAGGGGGUUGCAAUGUAACAAAAUGCAUAUAUCGUGGCCAUUUUGGCCGGAAAAUUUUUAGUAGUUUAUCUAACUCUUCUCAGAUUCAAUGCUCAGGUAACCAUAGUGUUCUUACACCACGAGGAAGUCCACCUCCAACAUUGCAUGGUUCAGUGAUUCCAUUAACAAAUGCACCUGUAUCACCACCUUUGGCUUCUAAUUUAUCUGCUCCAACCGUGGUGACUGCCCCAAGUAAAAAAAGUGACAACAAUUCUAGUGAUGGUGGAUCAUUUAGAGAUGCUUCAUGUUUAUUUCUUUCUGGACUUGUCCUUUUGGUUAGUUUUGCUCAUUUACUUUCCAAGUAGUGUUAUGAAUAUACUGAU
Messenger RNA from Telopea speciosissima, 1267 nucleotides. Its product is annotated as lysM domain-containing GPI-anchored protein 1-like. The transcript is spliced from 5 exons. Lineage: Eukaryota; Viridiplantae; Streptophyta; Magnoliopsida; Proteales; Proteaceae. The record is from RefSeq and is a predicted model, not a curated record. The coding region runs from base 26 to 1249 and encodes 407 amino acids.